Saccostrea echinata is the source of this 1497-nucleotide messenger RNA. RefSeq lists its product as uncharacterized. The record is from RefSeq and is a predicted model, not a curated record. The transcript has 2 exons. The coding region runs from base 551 to 1303 and encodes 250 amino acids. Lineage: Eukaryota; Metazoa; Mollusca; Bivalvia; Ostreida; Ostreidae.
UUGAGCGGUGUUUUACACUGAAUAGUUGAAUUCAUGUAGAAAUGCCCUGUGCAUGGAAACUGUUUUGUUUACGUCAUCGCACCACUGACCCCUUGACCUUUUGGAUGAAAGAGUUUGAGAAUCUUUAUUUAUCACAGGAAAUCUCUAAGAUAGGACUAUAACACUGUUUGGAUAUCGUAAAGGACCCUCUUACGAUCAGUUGCGUGUGUUAAACGCUUUGACAGCUAUUCAAUUGGGAAUUAUUUCCAUUUAAAAAAUCUUUCAGCACAAUCUUCAGUUUGAAUCACAAACCUUUAUUUAAAUCGGAGCUAAAUACAUUUAUUUUGGAUGUUAUUUAAGUCACGGUUAUGCGGAGUUACAGUGGUAUCAUGAGAUCUCUUCAUUGCUUACUGUGAACAGUUAAUACCAAACUAGCUUUAAUACCCCAAAGAUCCGUAUCCAGCUCAACAAGAAAGAGAGACAAUAACGUUAAUACAUUAUUAUCGACCAGUAAUACUUAAAGCGGAUUGCUGUUUGUUUGUGAUUUAAGCUGUAAGUUCCCGAGUUUCCGAUGUCUCUAACAGGGGGCCUUAAAUUGCCCCCGAUCGCCGACUCGGGAGGGGAUAACAAUGUAAGUGUGGAUGGUAGAAUGAUUACAAAAGGCGGGACGCAACAGCAGAUGAUUUACCGUAGUGUUCCCCCUAAAUCUUCAAACUUUACGUUCUCGGAUAUGCUGGGACCAAGUCCCACCGGACAGAAACAAAGUCGGACGACGGUCGUCUCGUCCAACACCCCAGCGGAAUAUGAAGAGAGGUUCAAAUCCAAGCCGCUGUCAAAACCCAAGGUGGUAGAGUUUGACGUGGGAAGACUGUCAACGGAAUCUAAGCGACGAAAAGUCAGUGGAUUCUUCCCUCCAGUCAAACUCCGACGCUCCGUCUCCACAAGAGUGACGUCAUCGGAGGUUUUGGAGGCGCCAAUGAUGGCUACCAGUAGGAUGCAAUUGAUUCCCACAACGUACACGGAAGUGCGAAGUAAAUCAGAGCGCGUGGACCGGACCAAAACUCCCAUGUCCUUUCGGAAGACCCCGGAGUCUAUCAAAACUGCGCAAACAGCACCAGAAGUGAGCAUUAUAUACCCAAAUAUUUUAUCAGACAGUGUUGACUACGAUGAUUUGAGCUUACUACCGCCCCCAAAACGAAUUUUACCUCGACGGGAGCUUCCAUGGGUAUUUAGAUACAAAGUGAAAAGAAAUAUGAACGAACUGGCUAAAAUCAUGGCCAGUAGAGCCUCACCGACACCCAUCCCGGAACAACUACCGACAUAAAAGGAACUCCCAUUAAGAACUGCAAUUCCUUCUUCGUUGUUGACUGUGAUAUUUUAUAGUAUUAAUAUGUAAAGUUAUUUAUUCGCUGUUAUUUAUGAGACCUUUUCAAAUCAUUGUAAAUUUACAAGGCCGUUUCUGUAUGGAGAAGAAAUGGGAUAAUUUAUUACUUGUAACAUUCACAUGUUAUACAUGUC